Malus domestica (apple) is the source of this 730-nucleotide messenger RNA. RefSeq names its product CEN-like protein 1. NCBI's taxonomy places the organism in Eukaryota, Viridiplantae, Streptophyta, Magnoliopsida, Rosales, Rosaceae. Gene Ontology annotation, biological process: vegetative to reproductive phase transition of meristem; flower development. The record is from RefSeq and is marked provisional.
GCCAACGUAGUCUCGCUUCCAAUGCAUUGCUUCAACUUUCUAGCAGAAAUUAAGAUAACACAUCUUCUGCAGUCUUUUCACUCCGUUUCUUUUCGUAUACAUGUCGAGGACGACGGAGCCAUUGACGGUAGGAAGAGUGAUAGGAGAGGUUGUUGACAUCUUCACCCCAAGUGUGAAGCUGAAUGUAGUUUACAAUCCAAACAAGCAAGUUGCUAAUGGACAUGAGCUCAUGCCUUCUGUCAUUGCUGAAAAACCUCGCGUCGACAUCGGCGGUGACGAUAUGAGGAUUGCUUAUACCUUAAUAAUGACAGACCCAGAUUAUCCAGGCCCCAGCGAUCCAUACCUGAAAGAACAUCUCCACUGGAUGGUCACAGACAUUCCUGGGACCACUGAUGUCUCAUUUGGAAAAGAAACUGUGGAGUAUGAAACUCCAAAGCCGGUCGUAGGCAUUCACAGGUACGUGUUCUUGCUAUUCAAGCAGAGAGGAAGACAAACAGUGAGGGCUCCAGCUUCCAGGGACAAUUUCAACACCAGAAAAUUCUCGCAGGAGAACGGUCUUGGGCUGCCUGUGGCUGCCGUCUAUUUCAAUGCACAACGAGAAACUGCUGCUAGAAGAAGAUGAUGAGUAAUUACUACUGCAUAUAAAUAAGAUUAAAAAUGUCAUAAGAAGAUUGGAGACUUGUAUCUCCUGCUGUGCUGGUCUUCCCUAUAGCGUGCAGAGAGGGCAUGC